UGUCAAAUUGACAUUCUUUGCGCGUGAAUUUUGGCGGUUAUAGAGUAUUUCAUGUUUCGAGCAAAUAAACAAAUAAAAUUAAGAAAUCAUGGCUGAAAAACUCGAGGACCUGAAUCUCCCGAUGACUGUUGUGACGAGGAUAGUGAAAGAAGCACUACCAGAGGGCGUUUCAAUAUCAAAGGAGGCGCGAACCGGUCUCGCGAAAGCCGCAUCAGUUUUUGUGCUUUACGUGACUUCUGCAGCUACAAAUAUAGUGAAAAAUAAGAAAAGGAAGGCUUUGACGGGUCAGGAUGUGUUAGACGCUAUGAGGGAUAUAGAAUUCGACAGAUUUGUUGAGCCGCUUGGCGAAGCUUUAGAACAAUACAAACAGAUGGUGUCCGCACGGAAAUCUGGUGGUGGCAAGAAGAAGGAUGAAGGAGAGGAGGUGGAAAUGAUAGAGGAUGACUGAUGUGAUAUUUUGACUCAAUAGUGUUAAGUGUAUUUAAGUAAUUUUGUUAAUAAAUCGUGUUUUAAACGA
Spodoptera litura is the source of this 517-nucleotide messenger RNA. RefSeq names its product DNA polymerase epsilon subunit 3 Chrac-14 (gene Chrac-14). The record is from RefSeq and is a predicted model, not a curated record. Gene Ontology annotation, biological process: DNA damage response; leading strand elongation; heterochromatin formation. Lineage: Eukaryota; Metazoa; Arthropoda; Insecta; Lepidoptera; Noctuidae. Gene Ontology annotation, cellular component: CHRAC; epsilon DNA polymerase complex. Gene Ontology annotation, molecular function: chromatin DNA binding; protein heterodimerization activity.